Messenger RNA from Triplophysa rosa, 3699 nucleotides. RefSeq lists its product as uncharacterized. NCBI's taxonomy places the organism in Eukaryota, Metazoa, Chordata, Actinopteri, Cypriniformes, Nemacheilidae. The coding region runs from base 68 to 2068 and encodes 666 amino acids. The transcript is spliced from 16 exons. Gene Ontology annotation, biological process: cellular response to lipopolysaccharide; immune response; T cell costimulation. The record is from RefSeq and is a predicted model, not a curated record. Gene Ontology annotation, cellular component: external side of plasma membrane.
UUUUUGACGGUGACGACAUGUGCCUGCUGAAAAUUAGGCCUAGCCUAUAUAAAAAAAACAUUUGAAGAUGAAGUUUCUAAACUGUAUUUUGAUGCUCAUCUUCGUGAUAUUCUAUGAUGCUCUGGAGUUCAGUGUUCGAGGUUCACGUCCUCUGGUUGUUGAUCUGGGAGGUUCAGUUCUUCUGCCCUGUUCUGUUGAUUCACUCGUAUCAGUGGAAAAGGUGAAAGUGGAAUGGAGAAAAACAGAUUCAGAGAUUGUUGUUCAUCUGUAUCAUGAUGGAGAUAUUAGACCAGAAGCCCAGCAUGAGGAUUAUCGUGAUCGAGCUCAUUUCUUCACUGACGACAUUAAACAUGGAAAUUUCUCUCUCCUGUUAACGAAUGUGAGACAAGAAGAUAAAGGGGUUUAUAGAUGUAAAGUUUACAGUGAACAGGGCGCUGAGAAAACUUUGGUUGAAAUAAAAGAUGUUGAAUAUUUGAUAGUGUCAGGAUCAGAUCAGUCUUUAUCUGUGUAUGUGGGUGAAGACGUGACUCUGAACUGCUCUGUGGACUCUCACAUCCCAUCUGAACACAUUGAAGAGGUUUCAUGGAAGAAAAGAGUUCAAGAUGAACACAUCACAGUUCUGCUCUAUCAAAACAACGAGGUUUAUCCAGAUGCAUCAGAUGAGCGAUACAGAGACAGAGUUGAGUUCUUCAGUGAUGAAAUCCACAGAGGAAACUUCUCUCUCAGACUGAAGAGAGUCAGACCUGAAGAUAAAGGACUUUACAUGUGUCACGUGUUUGCUGGACGAUUCUCAGACAACACGACUGUAAUACUGGGUUCGUCUGGUUUGUCUGGUUUACACAUAGUGGUUUUGAUUCUGUGUAUUUCUGCGUGUGGAUCUGCUCUUCUACUCUGUUCUCUCAUCUGCAGAUCAAACAACACAGGCAGAAGGCUGCUACUUCAUGUUCAUCUUUACUUUUGUCCGAAUAUUCUCAUAUUAUUGGCUUUUGUCCUCUGGGGUACUACUGAAGCAUCUUUGAAUGAGAUGAUCUCUUGCGGUGUGGUUUGUGUUCUGAGGCCUCUGAGGUUGCUUUGGGUUACACCGUACAUCAACGAUUUUCCAGGUGUUAUUAAAAAGAACAUUGAGUCGUCACAUGCUGAUCUGUAUUUUCCUGCUGUUUUGGGAACCAUGUAUUCAGCAUUGUUAGCAGAACAUUUCAGAGGCGUCAACACAGUCAGUAUGAUGGUUAUCUGUGCAUUGCUGGUCCUGGUGUGUCUGCUCUUUAUCAUACAAUUGGCUAAACGCUUUGAGAAGCUGCUGUCUGGCUUUGGAAGAUUAUGUAAGCAAAUGUAUGAAAAAGUUGGAAAGCGUGUAGCUGCUUGUGGCUUUUUUGUGCUGCCUUCAAUAGAACUCAGCGUUCUGCUCUACCCUUUUGUUGGCUACUGGACAGUGUUUUUUGCUGUAGCGCUGCCGGUGCUUGCUUGUCUGUCUUUGCUCUGCCGGUGUUGUAAAAAUGCAAGGGAAGCACAACAAUACUUCUCUCUUUAUUUGGAUAAAGCCGUAUGGACACUGAUGAGUGCAUUGAGUGGGAUUUUAGUUUGGGUUUACAUUGCAGUCUUGAGAAAUGAGAAAAAAGAGUAUGUUGGACUGGUUUGUAUGGGUGGAUUUCUUCAAGUGCUGUGGAUGCUCAUAUUUUCUGAAAUCCCAGUCAAUUAUUCGAAGCGUUGGAUCAGAAGCAUUAUGUUCCAGUUUGGAGCCGUUGGUCUUAUUUUAGUGUUCUCUGUGGCACUGAUGGUAGAGGUCAUACUUGUAGCAGUUAAUGGUGAACGUCUGAUGGGAGAUCUGAGAAUUGGCGUCUUCCCCUUUGAAAGCCUGUUUACCAUUCCCCUGUUGAUUUUACCCAUUUUUACACAUCGGACACCUGUCAAUACAACAUCUCAUCAGGGUUCUCAGAACUCAGUGGAAGCUGAUGCUUUUCCUACUACAAAGUCGACCGGUUUGGACCAGAACCAGACAGGAGAAUCCCAUGAAAUGGAAACUCUGAGAAAAGACGCUGAGAACAGUGUGGCGAUAGAGGAGAUCACCUGACCUGACAGCAUAAUCCGUACAGGGUUGUACGUUAACUUUUUUUGCACAUAGCACCUGUGCUACAGAGUUUUAAAGUUUUGUAGCACAGGCCAAACAGUUGUAGCACAAGUGUCUGUUAUCAUCUUAAAAAAAACACAAGUGACUGUGUAGACAGGUAACUGAAGAAGGACAUUAAUGUUACAAAUUGAUAAAUUAGGGCCAUAUAUAUUUUUUUUUUUGCCAAAUUCAUUUUUUCAUUCACUCACAGUAACGCAGAACAAGCAGAGGACAUAUUUAAAUAGUAGAAUUACGCUUUCGUGAUUCCUUCCAUGAUUUCCCACAUCGCACAGAUAUAGGGCUCUAGAUCAAUGGACUCGAUGCAGCCAGAAAACAAGUUUUAAUUGCAAAAACUAAACAAAAAUGAAAAUAAAUAAUGGUGUCCUCACACGAACAAGCACAGCGACAAACACACUUCACACAAACAAGCGGCUCUGUCUAAUGUACCAGCCAAACUGUAUCACACGUGUGCUACAAUUUUACAUUUAUUCAUCGCACAGACCGAUUUUUUCGUAGCAUGUGACAUACUGCGCAUUACAAACUGUACGGUAUACUUUACAAACCGACGCAGUAGGAGUUAUUAGCCAGCUUCUACCAUGGAAAUGUGAAUUGAGAUUCUCAGUGACCGGACAUUUCAACGAAUCACUGCAAAUCAAAUACAAAAUCUCUUGAACUUGUUAUGUGUUAUAUAAACAGGUGGCGGAGGUAAAUUUACUUACUGUAUUUAUUUUCUAAAUCUAGCUUAUGUACAGGACCACUUUAAUAUAUAUAGGAUUCAUGUAUUUUAUAAAUAUGUCUUAUAUGUACUUUAUCGUUGUCCACUUUUUGUUUUUAUUAUAUUACCGUCCGUUUUCGUAGUUUUAGAUGUUGCUGUGUUAGCACUUUCUUGAGAAUCGUGAACUUUCACAUUUUAUGCUAAACCUAAAAAUAACUGUGAUUUAAAAAUAACCGUGGUUUAAAGUGUUCUAUACCAUUUCUUUUCCUGCAUGUCACCCAUUUUAAACUUGCCAAAGCUUAAAUAUCAGGUUAAUGUGAUGAAUAAACGAAUUGAAUGGAGUUAAAUGGAAUUACAUUGAAUCAAGUUUAGUUGAAUUGAGUUGAGUAGUCAAAGGAUUGUCUACAACAGCCUCACAGUCCUUGGGUAUAAGAAAAAAUAUAUUGUAGGCUACUUAAUUGAUGCCUUUUGAUUGAAUUUUAUUAUUUCUGUUAAUUUUGUAGGUAUUAAGAGUUAGAGAUGAUGGUUCAAAUAUAGUUUUGUUAAUAUUGUGAGGAUGUUAACUUUGAUGGUGAAGCCGUGCCAACAGAUUGGGCUUUCCAGUAUCAUCACUACAGGGUACCCAUUAGCUGCUUUAAAUGUGUUGUUUGUUCAAAUAAAUGUAGCCAAUAAGAUUUAUCUUUAGAGCUAAUAGAGAUGUUGCAAUAUUUUACAUAAAGUAUUUUCUUUAUUCCUUAAUGUAUUUUCUUUGUUUCCUCAUACAAUUGUCUUACAAAGUAUUUUGCCAUUUUUGGUUCCGCUAAGAACCUUUUAGAAAAAGACUUAUAUUUUAUAUUUUAUGUGUGUAUUAUAUCUUUGUAUACUGUAAUAAAGGGUUUCA